CUGCUGCAUGGACGAGCACCGGAGCCUGCUGCGCUCGCCGGCAUCCUCCUCCUCCAGCAGGCACCCGCGGGGCGGCGGCAGCAGCAGCAGCCACCACAACCCGGGCUACACCGAGCCGCCGCCCCCCGAAGCCCCCCAGCCCGGCCCCGAGCAGGAGGAGGGGGAGGAAGCAGAGGAAGAGGAGGGCGGCAUGACCGUGGUGCUGGGUGGGGGGGACCCCCUGCUGGAGGAGCCCCAGCACCCCCACCCGCUGCUGGCGGGGGAACGCUACGACCACCCCCCGGCCCAUGUCCCGCUGCCCCCCGGCCACCACCCGGCGGGCGGCGGGGAACACGAGUGCUGCGAGCGGGUGGUGAUCAACAUCUCGGGCCUGCGCUUCGAGACCCAGCUCAAGACCCUGGCCCAGUUCCCCCAGACCCUGCUGGGCGACCCCCGCAAGCGGAUGCGCUACUUUGACCCCCUGCGCAACGAGUACUUCUUCGACCGCAACCGGCCCAGCUUCGACGCCAUCCUCUACUACUACCAGUCCGGGGGCCGCAUCCGGCGCCCGGUCAACGUGCCCAUCGACAUCUUUUCAGAGGAGAUCCGCUUCUAUCAGCUGGGCGAGGACGCCAUGGAGAAGUUCCGGGAGGACGAGGGCUUCAUCCGCGAGGAGCAGAGGCCCCUGCCCGACAAGGAGUUCCAGCGCCAGGUGUGGCUCCUCUUCGAAUACCCGGAGAGCUCCGGGCCGGCCAGAGGCAUCGCCAUUGUCUCGGUCCUCGUCAUCCUCAUCUCUAUUGUCAUUUUCUGCCUGGAGACCCUGCCUGAGUUCAGGGACGAUCGUGACUAUGAGGGGACGGGGGGGACCUUCGGCACGAGCAGCGGCCCCUUGGAGACAGACACCUUCACCAACUCCUCCUCCGUGGCUGUCUCGAUGGUCUCGUCCUUCACCGACCCCUUCUUUGUGGUGGAGACGCUGUGCAUCAUCUGGUUCUCUUUUGAGUUGCUUGUCCGCUUCUUUGCCUGCCCCAGCAAGGCCACUUUCUCCAAGAACAUCAUGAACAUCAUCGAUAUUGUGGCCAUCAUCCCCUACUUCAUCACCUUGGGCACGGAACUGGCUGAGAGGCAGGGGAACGGCCAGCAAGCCAUGUCCCUGGCCAUCCUCAGGGUCAUUCGGCUGGUCAGGGUCUUUCGUAUCUUCAAGCUCUCACGACACUCGAAAGGGCUGCAGAUCCUGGGGCAGACCCUCAAGGCCAGCAUGAGGGAGCUGGGUUUGCUCAUCUUCUUCCUCUUCAUCGGAGUCAUCCUCUUCUCCAGCGCUGUCUACUUCGCAGAGGCGGAUGACCCCACCUCAGGCUUCAGCAGCAUCCCCGAUGCCUUCUGGUGGGCGGUGGUGACCAUGACCACAGUGGGCUAUGGGGACAUGCACCCAAUCACCAUUGGGGGCAAAAUUGUGGGGUCCCUCUGUGCCAUUGCCGGGGUGUUGACCAUUGCCCUUCCCGUGCCUGUGAUAGUCUCCAAUUUCAACUACUUCUACCACCGGGAGACCGAAGGCGAGGAGCAAGCCCAAUAUCUGCACGUAGGGAGCUGCCAGCACCUCUCCUCUACGGAGGAGUUGAGGAAGGCGCGUAGCAAUUCCACGCUGAGCAAGUCGGAGUACAUGGUGAUAGAGGAGGGGGGAAUCAACAACACUGCAUUCAAACAGGCUGCCUUUAAGACGGGCAACUGCACAGCUACAAACAAUCCCAAUUGUGUGAACAUCAAAAAGAUCUUCACUGAUGUUUAAAAAAAAAAAGCCUCUGAGGAAAUGUUGAAAUAAUAAUAAUAAUGCAAAGUGACCAUGUAAUCAGUAUUGUCUGGAACAUGCAUCAUCAUUGGUCUGUGUGCGCCCUUGUCCAACACCUAUAUUUUUUAGAUCAUUCCUUUGAAAGAACAAAGAAGAGGAUUACAAAAGAAUCAGAAGAUAAGAGGAUGGGGGUGUUUGCAGAAAGGAAGAUCAGAGGACAAAAAAGAAGAACACGCUCCCCGUUGAAACAGGUGUUUUUUUCUGCAACACGUUUCAGGGCUGCUUUGUAGGGGAGGGGUUGUGGGCAGCUGGCCUCUUUUCUUGUUUUCGCAAAGAGUCGUUGUGUAGCCGGUUUCUUUUUCGAUCACACACACACAUGCACUUGUUGGACUGAAAACCAUGAGUUGGAAGGGAAGAAACUAAAAUUAUAUUGCAGAGCCUGUUGGCAGGCAAGGGGAGGGAAUAACCAUUUAAUUUUGCAAAGCAUCUCUGCUACCACAUUGUUAAAUGAUGCUUAAUAUUGAAAGUGUGGUAUAUGUCCUUUAUGGGCAUAUUUCUUUUCUUCCCCAGCCAGAUCGUCUAUGAAAUUCUAAUCUGUUCAGAGACCCAAGUGUAAUCAGUUUUGAUUUAAUCAGAAAAAUGCCCCCCUUCUCUAUUCCUAAUUCCCUUCUCCCACAACUGUAUGGAAUUGUUUCAUCCAACCCAAAAUUCCUGGCUGCAUGGUAUGUAUGGGGAAAUGUUCUUCCCACAUGGAAAGGAUUAACAAUUGACUAACCGAACAGCAUCCUGAGCGUUUGAACAUCCUAUGAUGCCAAUGCAGAUUGGGGAUAGUUAAGCUCCCAUUAAACCAGUAAUGGGCUUUUUGAAGUGACUCCAGCCUCAGACAAAACCUACCAAGAGCCUAGAAACAAAUGGGGGGUGGUGGUGGUAUUUUUGUCCAUUUCCAAUGCAUCUGAGAUAAGCGUCUGCAUCUAUCACAAGAAGAUUAAAGUGACAAACGCCUUCCAGUGGAAGUUACUAAUUCGGACCUGAGUGAUGCAGUUUCCAUAGCAACCCUGGUUUCCUGGGAAACCCCAAAAGGUUGUCAUGGUAUCCCUUCGCCCCAUCCCCCUUCAUCCUGUGCUGUUUCCACAGUAACCCUUCCAGAUGGUUCCAACUUCUGUGAUUCCACGGAAAAGCCACUGCCCUGGUAAACUGCACACACACAUACAGAGAGUUAAUCCCAGAGAGAUUUAGGAGUAGAAACUAGUCAUUAUCCUAGAUGCAUGGUUCUUUAGAUCUGAAACAUUCCUGAAGCCCUGGUACCUACCAAAUCAAGAAGCAAGAUGAUCAUCCGUGGAAUGCUGCUACGCACAUGUGCUGAAUAAAACACCUGUUCAUAGGCAAUAAACGCAACAAACCUCCAAAUUACCCUCACUAUCAAGUUAAUAUCUGGGCAGUGAAAUUGAAAAUUGAUUCCCUAUAUGCAAAUCUAUACAUCUGCUCAGAAGUUCUAGAAAGGCGAUCUCAUUCCUGACAGAAUAAACCAUGCUUAAACUUGUGGUACGUGACCUAGAUUUUUCAAAAACCUCCCUCCAACUCCA
Molecule: messenger RNA, 3348 nt
Organism: Mauremys reevesii (Reeves's turtle)
Lineage: Eukaryota; Metazoa; Chordata; Testudines; Geoemydidae
Product: potassium voltage-gated channel subfamily A member 3-like
Exons: 1
Coding region: 8-1765 (585 amino acids)
Biological process (GO): potassium ion transmembrane transport; protein homooligomerization
Cellular component (GO): voltage-gated potassium channel complex; membrane
Molecular function (GO): delayed rectifier potassium channel activity; protein binding
Source: RefSeq, a predicted model, not a curated record